Messenger RNA from Panthera uncia (snow leopard), 5659 nucleotides. It is a transcript of the gene KDM5A, whose product is annotated as lysine demethylase 5A. Gene Ontology annotation, biological process: chromatin remodeling. Gene Ontology annotation, cellular component: nucleus. NCBI's taxonomy places the organism in Eukaryota, Metazoa, Chordata, Mammalia, Carnivora, Felidae. The coding region runs from base 480 to 5552 and encodes 1690 amino acids. Gene Ontology annotation, molecular function: DNA binding; histone demethylase activity. The record is from RefSeq and is a predicted model, not a curated record. The transcript has 28 exons.
AUUACACAUUCCUCCGCGCCGGAAGAGUGCGCCCCUCCUGAGCCCUGACUGCUUUCUCCCCGCCAGUAUCUUUCCUGAAGUGAGCUCGCGCGACCUCAGGGGUGUGCCGCUGAAAGUCGUCGGACAGCGCGGAACUUCCGCAGACAAGGAACUACACCGGAUUGCCGGCAAAGGGAGGAAGAAGAAGGGCGAAACGACGAGGCAUCGCGUUGCUGCGGAGGGAUUCUGUUUCUGUGGUGGCGGAGGGAUUUGACAGUACAUUAACUUCCGGAAAAGUCCUGACCCAGAGAGGAAAAACCCCGAAGGAAACAAUAACAAACGAGAAGAGGAAGCGACUGUGGGGUUCCUGUGUUGAGCGGUUCUUGCCCGAGAAGAUGAGCUUCGGCCCCUGUCAGGAGACGUGAGAGAGUUCGGUGGGCUUCAGUGAGCCUUUCUCCACCUGUUCCCCCACGGGGACCCCCCCCACCCCCGGUAUUGCCAUGGCAGGCGUGGGGCCGGGGGGCUACGCGGCGGAGUUCGUGCCCCCACCGGAGUGCCCAGUCUUUGAGCCCAGCUGGGAGGAGUUCACAGACCCGCUCAGCUUUAUCGGCCGCAUCCGGCCUCUGGCCGAGAAAACCGGCAUCUGCAAAAUCCGACCGCCCAAGGAUUGGCAACCUCCAUUUGCAUGUGAAGUAAAAAGCUUUCGUUUCACUCCCAGAGUCCAGCGCCUGAAUGAACUUGAGGCAAUGACCAGAGUGAGACUGGACUUCUUGGAUCAGUUAGCAAAAUUUUGGGAGCUCCAAGGAUCUACCUUGAAGAUUCCAGUGGUGGAGAGAAAAAUCCUGGAUCUGUACGCUUUGAGCAAGAUUGUUGCCAGCAAAGGAGGUUUUGAAAUGGUCACCAAGGAGAAGAAAUGGUCUAAAGUGGGUAGUCGCUUGGGAUAUCUGCCAGGAAAAGGAACUGGGUCUCUUUUGAAGUCACACUAUGAAAGAAUUCUCUACCCAUAUGAGCUUUUCCAAUCUGGUGUCAGCCUUAUGGGUGUACAAAUGCCUAAUUUAGAUCUAAAGGAAAAAGUAGAGCCUGAGGUUCUUGGCACUGAUGUCCAAACUUCCCCAGAGCCAGGCACAAGAGUGAACAUUCUGCCGAAAAGAACAAGACGUGUCAAGUCUCAGUCAGAAUCUGGAGAGGUGAAUAGAAACACGGAACUGAAGAAACUUCGAAUUUUUGGGGCUGGCCCUAAGGUUGUGGGCCUAGCGAUGGGAGCAAAAGAUAAAGAAGAUGAGGUCUCCCGAAGACGAAAAGUUACCAACAGGUCAGACGCAUUUAACAUGCAAAUGAGACAACGGAAAGGAACUCUCUCUGUUAACUUUGUUGAUCUCUAUGUUUGUAUGUUUUGUGGUCGGGGAAAUAAUGAAGAUAAAUUGCUUUUGUGUGAUGGAUGUGAUGACAGCUAUCAUACAUUUUGUUUAAUUCCCCCACUACCUGAUGUGCCCAAAGGAGACUGGAGGUGUCCUAAAUGUGUUGCUGAGGAAUGCAAUAAACCUCGAGAGGCCUUUGGAUUUGAACAAGCUGUACGAGAGUAUACACUUCAGAGCUUUGGAGAGAUGGCAGAUAAUUUUAAGUCUGAUUAUUUCAAUAUGCCAGUUCAUAUGGUUCCUACAGAACUAGUAGAAAAGGAAUUCUGGCGGCUGGUGAGCAGCAUUGAAGAAGAUGUUAUUGUAGAGUAUGGAGCUGAUAUCUCCUCAAAAGACUUUGGAAGUGGAUUUCCUGUGAAGGAUGGUCGGAGAAAGAUGCUGCCAGAAGAAGAGGAGUAUGCACUUUCUGGUUGGAAUUUGAAUAAUAUGCCUGUCCUAGAGCAGUCUGUUCUUGCACACAUUAAUGUAGACAUCUCUGGUAUGAAAGUGCCAUGGCUCUAUGUGGGAAUGUGUUUUUCUUCUUUCUGCUGGCACAUUGAAGAUCACUGGAGUUAUUCCAUCAACUACUUACACUGGGGGGAACCAAAGACCUGGUAUGGUGUGCCAUCUCAUGCUGCAGAACAACUGGAGGAGGUGAUGAGGGAGCUGGCCCCUGAGUUAUUUGAAUCCCAGCCUGAUCUCCUGCAUCAGUUAGUCACCAUCAUGAAUCCCAAUGUACUGAUGGAGCAUGGUGUGCCUGUGUACAGGACCAAUCAGUGUGCUGGAGAGUUUGUUGUGACAUUUCCUCGUGCCUAUCAUUCUGGAUUUAACCAGGGCUACAACUUUGCUGAAGCUGUGAACUUCUGUACUGCUGACUGGUUACCCAUUGGACGUCAGUGUGUCAAUCAUUACAGACGUUUAAGGCGCCAUUGUGUCUUUUCACAUGAAGAACUCAUUUUCAAGAUGGCAGCAGAUCCAGAAUGCUUAGACGUGGGCCUGGCUGCCAUGGUGUGCAAAGAAUUGACUCUCAUGACUGAAGAAGAGACAAGAUUAAGGGAGUCUGUUGUACAAAUGGGUGUGCUGAUGUCGGAAGAAGAGGUGUUUGAACUUGUUCCUGAUGAUGAGCGACAGUGUUCAGCGUGCAGAACCACAUGUUUUCUCUCUGCUCUGACAUGCUCCUGUAAUCCUGAGCGGCUUGUGUGUCUCUACCAUCCAGCUGAUCUGUGCCCCUGCCCCAUGCAGAAGAAGUGUCUUAGAUACCGCUAUCCAUUAGAAGACCUCCCUUCUCUGCUAUACGGUGUGAAAGUCAGGGCACAAUCUUAUGACACUUGGGUCAGCCGUGUUACAGAAGCAUUAUCUGCCAACUUCAACCACAAGAAAGAUUUGAUUGAAUUACGAGUAAUGCUGGAAGAUGCUGAGGAUAGGAAAUACCCAGAGAAUGAUCUCUUUAGAAAGCUCAGGGAUGCUGUAAAAGAAGCGGAGACCUGUGCCUCUGUGGCUCAGCUGCUUCUCAGCAAAAAGCAGAAGCACAGGCAGAGCCCAGAUAGUGGGAGGACUCGGACCAAACUGACAGUGGAAGAAUUGAAGGCCUUUGUCCAACAACUUUUUAGUCUUCCAUGUGUCAUCAGCCAAGCUCGACAAGUAAAGAAUCUCCUGGAUGAUGUGGAAGAGUUUCAUGAACGUGCUCAAGAGGCCAUGAUGGAUGAAACCCCAGAUUCUUCCAAACUCCAAAUGUUGAUAGACAUGGGUUCUAGUCUCUAUGUGGAGCUACCUGAAUUAGCACGACUAAAGCAAGAGCUACAGCAGGCUCGAUGGUUGGAUGAAGUAAGACUGACCCUGUCAGAUCCACAGCAGGUCACUUUGGAUGUCAUGAAGAAACUGAUAGACUCUGGGGUGGGGUUGGCACCCCACCAUGCUGUGGAGAAGGCAAUGGCUGAACUACAGGAGCUCCUUACAGUCUCUGAGCGGUGGGAAGAAAAGGCUAAGGUCUGCCUGCAGGCAAGACCAAGGCACAGUGUGGCAAGUUUAGAAAGCAUAGUGAAUGAAGCCAAGAACAUUCCAGCCUUUCUACCCAAUGUGUUGUCCCUAAAAGAGGCCUUACAAAAGGCUCGAGAAUGGACAGCGAAAGUAGAAGCUAUUCAGAGUGGCAGCAACUAUGCUUACUUGGAGCAGUUGGAAAGCUUGUCUGCUAAAGGGCGCCCUAUCCCUGUGCGUCUGGACGCAUUGCCCCAAGUAGAGUCACAAGUAGCAGCUGCACGGGCAUGGAGAGAACGGACGGGGCGGACCUUUCUUAAGAAGAAUUCUAGCCAUACGUUGUUGCAGGUGCUGAGUCCCCGGACUGACAUUGGUAUAUAUGGGAGUGGUAAAAACAGAAGGAAAAAAGUAAAAGAACUAAUAGAAAAAGAAAAAGAAAAGGAUCUGGACCUUGAGCCUCUGAGUGAUCUCGAGGAAGGAUUGGAGGAAACCAGAGAUACAGCCAUGGUGGUGGCAGUUUUCAAAGAACGGGAGCAAAAAGAGAUCGAAGCCAUGCAUUCCCUCAGAGCAGCCAACCUAGCCAAGAUGACAAUGGUGGACCGCAUAGAAGAAGUAAAAUUUUGUAUUUGUCGCAAGACAGCCAGUGGGUUUAUGCUACAGUGUGAGCUCUGCAAAGACUGGUUCCAUAACAGCUGUGUUCCCCUUCCUAAAUCAGGUUCCCAAAAAAAAGGAUCUAGCUGGCAGGCUAAAGAAGUAAAAUUCCUUUGCCCUCUUUGUAUGCGGUCUCGAAGGCCAAGGCUAGAGACUAUUCUAUCACUCCUGGUAUCCCUUCAGAAGUUACCUGUACGUUUGCCAGAAGGAGAGGCCCUGCAGUGUUUGACAGAACGUGCUAUGAGUUGGCAAGAUAGAGCACGGCAGGCCCUAGCCACAGAUGAACUGUCCUCUGCCCUAGCCAAACUGUCCGUGUUGAGCCAGCGUAUGGUGGAACAGGCAGCUCGAGAAAAAACUGAAAAGAUCAUCAGUGCAGAACUCCAGAAAGCAGCUGCCAAUCCAGACUUACAGGGACACCUACCUAGUUUCCAGCAGUCUGCUUUUAACCGGGUGGUGAGCAGUGUAUCAUCUUCUCCUCGACAAACAAUGGACUAUGAUGAUGAAGAAACAGAUUCUGAUGAAGACAUUCGGGAGACCUAUGGCUAUGACAUGAAGGACACAGCCAGUGUGAAGUCCUCCAGUAGUCUGGAACCCAAUCUUUUUUGUGAUGAAGAAAUUCCCAUUAAGUCUGAAGAGGUGGUCACUCACAUGUGGACAGCACCUUCGUUCUGUGCAGAACAUGCUUAUUCUUCUGCUUCUAAGAGUUGUUCUCAAGGUUCUAGUACCCCCAGGAAACAACCUCGGAAGAGCCCUUUGGUGCCCCGGAGUUUGGAACCUCCAGUGUUGGAGUUGUCACCCGGCGCUAAAGCCCAGCUGGAAGAACUUAUGAUGGUUGGGGAUCUCCUAGAAGUAUCUCUGGAUGAGACUCAACACAUUUGGCGGAUUUUGCAGGCCACACACCCACCCUCUGAAGACAGAUUCCUGCAUAUCAUGGAGGAUGACAGCAUGGAAGAGAAGCCAUUAAAAAUAAAAGGAAAAGACUCUUCAGAGAAGAAACGGAAACGGAAGCUAGAAAAAGUAGAACAGCUUUUUGGAGAAGGAAAACAGAAGUCCAAGGAGUUAAAAAAAAUGGAUAAACCUAAAAAGAAGAAAUUAAAACUAAGUGCAGAAAAAUCAAAGGAGCUGAAUAAACUGGCCAAGAAACUGGCAAAAGAAGAAGAGAGAAAGAAGAAGAAGGAGAAGGCUGCUGCAGCCAAAGUUGACCUUGUGAAAGAGACUACUGAGAAGAAGAGAGAGAAAAAAGUGCUGGACAUCCCCUCAAAGUACGACUGGUCAGGAGCGGAAGAGUCUGAUGACGAAAAUGCUGUGUGUGCAGCACAGAACUGCCAGAGGCCCUGCAAGGACAAGGUAGACUGGGUACAAUGUGAUGGUGGCUGUGAUGAGUGGUUUCAUCAAGUUUGUGUGGGUGUAUCUCCAGAAAUGGCUGAAAAUGAAGAUUACAUCUGUAUAAACUGUGCAAAGAAGCAAGGGCCAGAUAGCCCAGGUCAAGCACCACCUCCUUCCUUCAUAAUGAGCUACAAACUACCAGUGGAGGAUCUUAAGGAGACCAGUUAGCAGUUGCUGGGUUAGUUUGGGACAUGGGGGGAAAUGGACCACAUUGAGACCUUAGUCAUCAAGUAGAGUGGUUUAGAUCCACUCAGAAUGUUGCUUCCAAAGACAAA